AUGACGUUAGUCUCAUCAUCGCCCUCCUCACAGUGCGCAGCGGUGAGUCCUUUGCCGGAAGAAGCCGCAAGUCCUCCGCCGGCCGCCUGCGCUGGCUGCGUCAAACUCCACAACGACAUCAAGCAGGUUCGCUUGUUUCGCGCGAAAAAAGGAGGAAGACGUUUUUGCAGAACGUUCAACAAAUGAUGGACAAGUUUGAUAUUCUCUACAUGCGGUUAGAAAGUUUCAUCAAUGAGAAGGAAAAAGAGCGGAUUGCGGUCGCCGAGCAGCUCAGCGACAGCGGAAGUGAAGAAAAGGUGAACAUUUUCAAUACUUUUUUGCCGAUUUUUCAAAAAGAACUAUUUUUGAUCAUGAGUUUAUACUUUAUUCAAAUAUCAAUUCAAAUAAAUAUUUGUUUACUGAUCAAAUUUGUUCGUUUUAAAUUCGUUUUCAGAUCAUCUGUAGGUCGUUGUUUCGAACGAUUUGUAGCUCACAUAAAUUUUUUGAAAAUUUUCAAAAUCAAUUUUUAAACGCUUUUCAGGAAUUAUAUUCAUUUUAUUAUGUUAAGACAUGAUAGUUCUUUACCAUCAGAAUAAAUGCUCUAGUUCAGCCGAUUUGUUUCUGAGAUUAAUGUGUGAAGGCUUACUGACUGUUAGAUUUUUCAUAAAAGAGCUACGAUCACCUAAAGGUAUUUUUUUACUCAUUUCCCACGCAGUCACCUUUUAGUUGCUCUUUUCACAUUUAUUUUCCUCAGGACGCACCGUCGCCGUCAGACAGCAGAGAAUCGCCCUCGCUGGUACAAGGCAGCCGGAAACGGAAGCCGACGAAAGACGCCGUGCACCGGAUGCCCGAAGGCGAGGAAAAGUCUGGCGAGCACCAGAAGGCGGCAAUGACGACGCCUCCAGUCUCGGCCGCCUCCUCGCCGUUCGCCGAAGGCUUCAAUUUCCCGGCGAAUCUCGUCGGAAACAUGGGUCUGUCGACUUCUGAAGGCCUUCGCGAACUCUCGGUCUUUGCAGUGGACCCUCUCGCCCAGCAGCAGCACCAGUUCAUGCAGUUUCUGGCCGCCGUCCAGCAGCAGCAGCACAAUUCCCUGCAGCACAACGGCGUCCAGUCGACUCCCCGGCCUGAGCCUGUUCAAGUGAAGCAGGUUCGUUGACGACCAGUUUCCCCGAUUCUUUAUAACAAUUGUUCUUAUUUUGAGAAUUCACAAUGAGAAAUGUUUAAAUAACCUUUUUUUGUUAAAUUGAACAAAAAGCUCACAAUAUUUUUUUCGCACAUCUAUAAUUAUCAUAAGAAAAAAGUUUCAUUUUUGAUACGAUCAAAUUUUUUUUAAGUUUUUUUCAAAAAAAUUAUAUUGAAAAAAAGAUCAAUAUUUCGAAAGCUAUCAUCUGGUAUAUACAAACGUCUAUAUGAUCAUUGCUGCUCCCCGAAAAACUUUUAUUUUAAUCAAAUAUUGUCUUUGUCUUCUCUUAACAUGAUAAAACUCUAUUCAAAGUUUCUCAAAAUUGGUAACUAAAAAGGUCUAGGAAGAUUUGUUAUUUUUUUCCGAUCAAGACUUGGGUUUUUUUCGCUUUUAAUAUUUUCUCAAUGAAUAACUAUUAGAUUGGUCCGAAAUCGGAUAAUGAGUCCCUUGCAUUUUAGGAAGCAGUCGCUUCUUCUCCCGAUCCUCAAACAAUCAUCGAACAGUUGCAGCAGCAGUUUAAAGAGGUAAGCUCAGAAAUGUUUCAAAUAUUCUCAUUCCUUUCUGUUAGCAACAGAAAAAAAGUUCUCUGUGGAUUUCCGAACAAUUCGUCAUCGCGUUUGAAUUUCCUCUGAUCUGAAGGUUCCCACCUUUGUGUUAAAAAGGAGGGUUGACUCGCUUGUCCUAACGGCCCUCUUUUUGAAUGUCGCGUCGAUUUCUUUGUUUCUGAGCCGCGUUUUUCCUCUCUCGUUUUUUUUUUUGGUUACUGCCGGCGUCGUUUUUUGCGCGCUGAUCCUCCCUCUGUUGGAUCGCCGUGCCGACUUUUUCCACAUAAUGAAUGGCUUCUCUGCGCCCAGGGAAACUUUGAGUUCCAUCUGAUUCGCCAAAGUUUUGGGUUUAUGAAAGUUAGAAGAGAUUUUGAUCAAUUUCAUAGAUUUGUCAAUGCGGACUUCAUUCAAAGCUUGCAUAUCAUAAAAUAAAGUUUGAAAGGCUGAUUUGGACCUUUUUUCAAGUUUCUGUGAGGAAAAUAGUCAUUCAUUUUCGUACUGAAUCAGACUGGGUUUGAAGUUUGUGAAGAAUUUUUGAUUGCUAGUUUUAUUGCACACAAAUGGUUUCAAGUAUUAGUAAAUUUUUUCCGGGACUCGUUUAUAAAUGUGUUUCUAAGAUAUUUUUUCCAGGCAAAUCCAACUUGACUUUUUUUAAUCGUUUGAUAUUAAUAGUAUUUUUUUUCUGAAAACUGAAAUAGAAAUUUGAAGACGAAAACUUGAUUUUUUGAAAAAUUUUGCGAUUUACAAAGAGAGUCAUUUUUGAUUUGCAAUUUUCGAAUGUCUGCUCAAACUCCUGUAAGACCUCUCAAUAGUCUGCCUCCGAACUCUCAUGAAAGUUGCGUUUGUUUGGUUUUAGAUCUAGAUCCUAUUCUAAAUGCGAAAUAAAAAAAAUCUUGUUUAUUGUAAAGGAUAUUUUUCUGAGUACAUUUGCUUGAUAAAAAGAGAUGUUUCCAGAAAAUGGAGGACGAUGACCAGAAUUCGUCUUUGUCGCGAUGCUCGAACUGCAUGACGACCAAAACGACUGCGUGGCGACGGGAUCUUGCCGGAAAACUCGUGUGCAACGCCUGCGGCCUUUAUUACCGACUCCACCGGGUAGGUGUUCCUUUAGAAGCGAUCACUCGGGGGCUGAAACUCGCGCGCUUGCAUGUCAAGCGGUUAGCAGAUCAUGUCAUAGAUGGACGACACAAAGGAGGCCGUGAAGGACGGCUGGAAGUGUUUGAGGUUGUUAGGUGGCGAUCGAGGCGCAAGAUACCGGCUGGUCCAGGGAUUCGGUAACGAUUAGUGUGUCUACGUCGCUCUCCGAGAUAAUAAGCACACAAUUACUCCGAGUCGUCUUCUCGACACACUUCUUCUUGUGGCUGGGUAUCGGGGUACGACCUUGCGAAGACGCGCAUAUUAUGAUGAUUAAGUCGCAGUGCAGCUGAUUGCUGGGUUCACCUUGCACGCCUACCUAAUUUCCUAUUCAAUUCGUCGGUGCCGGUGAAGACGACGAUUAGAGCGGAAGUGGCGUGCGAGUUAUAAGUGGCCCGAUCCGCCAACCGCAAAAGAGGCCUCUAUGAAUUGAAUAAGGCAAACAGACUCCGUCACAAUCAUCACGGCCGUCUUUGUCACGGUCACCAUCCGUGAACCUUCUUUUUUGGCGCUAGGUGGUGUCUGCAGAAGGAGAUUCCCUGAAAAACGUCCAGGGCUUCACGGACAAAUACAAAUAAUGGUGGUAGCAUUUUCUGGACUUAAAAAUGAGUAGACAUUUCCUUUGAAAUAACGAAGUCGUAAUUUGUCAAAAAACUUUGGAGUUGUAAAACAUCGUCUAGAUCAUUAUUACUUCUUUCCUUACUUUUUCGAACACUUUGAAAGAAAUUCCGAACAGACCACAUUUUCAGUGUCACCGGUGUAGAUAUGGUCUGUGGAUUUUAAAAAAGUUUGAAAUAGAAAAAAAAUUCUUUAACUUUUUAAUAAGGCAUGACGUUACAGAGAAAAAAAAAAGCUGAUUUUUCGUACUCUUCAGUAAUUAUCUUCAAAAAUCGUCUGCCUUUCCCCCUGCGAACUCAGAAUAAGACUCUGUUUUCGCCGCGCACUUGUUUCUGUUGCGUUGUCUUGUUUUCGCGUGUUCAGUUCCCAAAGAUAGACUAUAAUUAGCGGUGUGGGUGGAAGUGGAGGAGGAAACUCGUCAGUUGCAAAACGCCACGAAAUGAAUUGGUCAAACUGAUCGAUUUUCAGACCCAUCGACCGGUGCACAUGAGGAAGGACUUCAUCCAGCAGCGGUUCAGAAGAAAGAUCAAAGAGGAGGAGGUUCGUCGUUUUUUUAUUGAGUCUGAGCGAAAAACAGAAGAAAAAACCGCGCGGACAGUUGGCUCGUCCACCCAAACGCGCACUUGCCAGCUCAUUUUGAUGGGAAACGGCUUCUUUUAUGAGAUUUUGCGUUGACUGUGAGGAAAUGAGAUGAAUUAACGAAAGCCUGUUGCAGUGACAUAUAUAUUCCUGUUUAAAAAAACAUCAAAACGAUUGCAAUCUCAUCGAUACAGCUUACAAAAGAAAAACAGGCAAAAAACCGGCAACCACUCAUACUUAAGUGACUUGACGUCGUGGUUUUGAAAAGGAAUUUCGGCGGCCUGUAUGUUUUCGUAAUAUUGAAUAAAUUUUUCUUGCCAUGGGAGUACAUUUCUAAAUUUUAUAGCUCACUUCAACAUUUUGAAAGUUCAUUCAAGAUCACCGAAAAAAAAACCUAUCAAAAAUGAGUUUGAAAAAGCUUGCUUAAAAACUGAUUGCACUAGGUUUUUUGUUGAUAAAAAAACUUUACUCAUGUUUUUUUUAUAAGCAGAUAUUUUUAGGAUUUUAGGAUUUUUUUCUUUCAAAAAAAUCGAAGGAAUUUUGUAAUUUUUUUCCUGCAUAUUUUUCGACAGUUUUUUCGCGAUACCGCUUAAUGCUAAGCAAGUAAAUUUUUUUUUUUGGAUUAUGAAUAUUCUUUCCUCAGACUAUCGAGAAAUUUUGAACUCGAAUUCAGAUGAGAUGAUUUUUCACACUUUUCUUGUGAAAUUUGGUGACAAAAUAAUCGUCCUACAUUCAAAAAUAAUUUAUUUCCCCCUUUAUAUAUCAUUUUAACAGACAAACAACCAAUCGGCCAUGUUCAACUCGUUGUUUGGCAUGACGGCUCUCGGCCAGACUCCGCCCAACGCCUUCAGCUUCCUCGAGCAGUUCAACCAGAUGAGCCAGAACCAGGAGCAGCUCAACAAUCCGGCGCCUGUUUGA
Caenorhabditis auriculariae is the source of this 4953-nucleotide messenger RNA. Lineage: Eukaryota; Metazoa; Nematoda; Chromadorea; Rhabditida; Rhabditidae. The record is from the annotation of a GenBank genome assembly.